UGUGAGAAUUUCAUAAACCCCCACUCGCCCCGCUCCUCCACUUUCCCUACUGCUACUACCUGGCGACUCCUUAUCCCCCGCCCCCGCCACCGUCCAGCAGAAUCACAUUUAUUCAGAACCUUCCCGAUUAAUGAUACUUACUUAUAUCUAUAUCUAUACCUGUAUCAUCUAAAGUGAACAUUUCCCAUCACAGUAGUACUACUAUUAUUCAAAAAAAGGGAAAAAAAAAUUUAUUUGCUGCAUGUGAUCAAUUGCUGAAAGAGCUGCUAAUGGGGUUGUGUUUUUCGCGGAGGGCGACGGUGAGGAAGAAGCAGUCGAGACGGCUGACUAACCAGUCGUCGUCAUCGGCUGGAAAUGGAGGAAUUGGAGGGAGUAAUAGGUGGUCCAGGAUUCGGUCCACUAAGAAAGAGGAACCCAUCAUCCACGAGCGAGCUUUGGCUGCCGCGAUCCUCUUGCAACAGGAGUUGCAGAACUCCGGCGCCGCCGCCGCCGUGCCUUUUGAUCGGUCAACUUCUUUGAGGUAUCCCAACGGAGGAAGCGCUAAAAGGAAUCAGACCUUGCCUAGGAGUUCCAGCUCCAGAGCCCGCUCCCUUACUGAUCCUUUACUGCACCCUCAACAGCUGCUCAAUCAGGAUGUAAAGCUUGAGGGUCUUGAGACAAACCAUUUUGUCCUUGUUCAUGGUGGUGGUUUUGGGGCAUGGUGUUGGUACAAAAGCAUAGCUCUUUUAGAAGAAGCUGGAUUUAAAGUUACUGCAAUAGAUUUGACUGGUUCGGGAGUUCAUUCAUUUGACUCAAAUAGUAUCACAAGUCUUUCACAGUACGUGAAGCCACUAUUUGACUUCCUUGAAAAGCUUGCAGAUGGGGAGAAGGUAAUUUUGGUAGCACAUGAUUUUGGCGGUGCGUGUUUAUCAUAUUCUAUGGAGCUCUACCCCUCUAAAAUUUCAAAAGCUGUUUUUAUAGCUGCAGCAAUGUUGACUAGCGGCCAAAGUACCCUUGACAUGUUCUCACAGAAGACAGAUUCAAAUGAUCUAAUGCGACAGGCACAAAUAUUUCUCUAUGCCAAUGGGAAUAGUCACCCUCCAACCGCUAUUGAUCUGGAUAAGUCUCUCUUAAGGGAUUUAUUGUUCAACCAGAGUCCAUCUAAGGAUGUUGCUUUAGCAUCUGUCUCCAUGAGGCCGAUCCCCUUCUUGCCAGUUUUGGAGAAGCUGUGUCUUUCUGACGCCAAGUAUGGUACUGUUAGGCGGUUUUACAUUGAAACUCAAGAUGACAAUGCCAUACCCAUCUCUGUGCAGGAGAGUAUGGUAAGCAAAAGUCCCCCAGAGAAGGUUUUUCGUCUAAAAGGUGCUGACCACUCACCUUUCUUUUCGAAGCCUCAAGCCCUACACAAGCUGUUGGUAGAGAUUUCAAAGAUCCCAUGAGCAUUUUUCUUUGCAUUCCCUAGAGUCCAACUGACAUGACCUGAGAAUUGGCACACCUUAUGAAAUUUGCCUCCUGACUUACAGACAGACUACAAGCAGCACCAGACACUCUGUUCCGGAGUGAGAUAGUAAUAAAACGGUCAAUUUAUCUGUCUGUUUCUCUUAGCAAGUGUAAAGGCAAUGAAUAAAUUAUGAGAUGAGUGGCAUUUAAAAUUUUGCUGUGUGGAAUGGAAUCACUGGAUGUAGAGAGAGAGCGAGGGCUCUAGAUUUUUAUGGAGGUGAGUUGGGGAGCGGAGAAGAGGAGGCCACUACUUGUGGUUGAACAUCUUGCAGCGGCCUCUCCCCUAAAAUUCGUUGGGGACCA
This is a messenger RNA of Coffea eugenioides, 1782 nucleotides long. Its product is annotated as putative methylesterase 11, chloroplastic. Gene Ontology annotation, molecular function: methyl jasmonate esterase activity; methyl indole-3-acetate esterase activity. NCBI's taxonomy places the organism in Eukaryota, Viridiplantae, Streptophyta, Magnoliopsida, Gentianales, Rubiaceae. The transcript is spliced from 5 exons. The coding region runs from base 270 to 1418 and encodes 382 amino acids. The record is from RefSeq and is a predicted model, not a curated record.